GUAGCGACGGCGGGAGCUCUGAUCAAGUAUCCUCCACUGCAGCACCGGCACGGUCUGGUGACGACGACCCUGGGUCUUCGGUUCGUGUUGAGCAGUCGUCACUUCCUGGGUGGUUCGAUGAGGGUGAAAUGCGUGGCCUCGGUGUCGCCGGUGCUGUGGCGCGGGGACAGGGAAUCUGUAGUGCAGAGCCUCCCCAUCCAGGACAUGAGGGAGGCCCUUCUACUUGUGAAAAGCGGGGCUAAGGAAGCGUUCGUUCCUGGUAUUGGAAUUCUUGUUGCGGCUGCCUUGAUGCGAAUCGUGAACUUCUGAAGCUGCCGAUGAAGGAAACCGGCGUGUUGUGUGUGCGUUAAGUGGUGUUAUUGUUGAUGAUGAUGAUGACUUAACGGUGAUCCGAGUGUACAGCAAAGACCGCACGAGUCUUUAGAUAACCCAGCAUAAGUGAUAUUACAUAACUACUCUAAUUAUUUCAUUAAUAAUCAAAAAAAAAAAGAAAAGAAAGAAGUAUAUAAAUAUAAAUACGCAGAUAUUGUAAAUAAUUUGAGAGAAGAAAACCCCUCUAUUAAUUUUUUUUUUGGUUUCAUUUUAGGGGAUGCGUAAAAUUGGAUUGAUGUAAUUGUAAAUACUAUUUGGCUCCCAUGUACAUACUAAUUUUAGGCUAAUUCGUGAUUAAUUUAAAAGGCUUCGUACAUAAUUUCCAAACCCCCCAUGUUUGAAAACUCCAAUUUCGAGAGCGUAACAUUUCUUUCUCUCGCUAUUUCCUCCCCGAAAAUGUGUGCUAACAAAUAACGCUUAUUAAUCUUUGCGCGCACGUGGAUAUAAUUCCUGCAUUUAAUGUUCAUUUCUACAGAUUCACACACACUUAUAUACGCACACACAUACUUAUAGUCUGUGUAAGGGUUGAUUUACUGCAUCCCCUGUUUUCCGGAUUCAGGACCUAACUAGGACGUGUUUAAUGAUCGCAUUGUACAGCUUCAUCAUCAAAGCGAGGAAGCAAGGAAUUAUACAAUUUUUAUUUUUGUUGUUUCCAAACAUAGACUGAAAAAAAAAUGAAAUUAAAUGAAAAAUUGUGAAUACGGUAGUCGUCUCGUAUAGCUGAAAACGAAAAAUAUAAAUAAAUGAAUAGUAUACUAAUUUGUUACAUAUAAGCUUCUGCACAUGUGUAUAUAUUAAUAAAUAAUUAUAUUUAGUGGACAAAAAAAAAUGCAAUCAAUCGAAGAAGAUGAUGUAAACAA
Molecule: messenger RNA, 1232 nt
Organism: Nicrophorus vespilloides
Lineage: Eukaryota; Metazoa; Arthropoda; Insecta; Coleoptera; Silphidae
Exons: 2
Source: RefSeq, a predicted model, not a curated record